AUGGAGGAUGCCAUUCCAGAAAUCAUUGCGAGCAGCAAAAGACCCAAAACCCAAGACUCAAAACCCAAGACCCAAACCCAAGACCCCCAUGCUGACAACUUCCCUGAUGGCAAAGCCCUGCAGAAACCUGUCGUGUCACCGGACGGCAAGUUUCUGGCCGUGAUCGCUGCAGACGCAGACGAAAGCAUCUACUUGAUCAACCUGGCCGAGGCGGCCCACGGUCGAAGACACCGAUACAUCACCGCCGUCAAGGUCAAAGUGUCGAAGUCGACGUCGACGUCGACACGGCCAUUCCUGAAGGAAUGCAGUAUUCUGCGCUGGUCACCGGAGACCAUGACCUCGUCUGACGAGGCCAGUGCGGAAGUGCGGUCUAAGACCAACACCAACACCAAUAUCAACACGAACACGACAUCUAGGAGCAACGUCGGCACGACAUGGACGUGGAUGUUACUCUCGAACGGCAGCCGCGUGGUGGCCGUGAGCACCGACCUUCCAGGUCCCAGUCCCAGUCCGAUGCUGUCGAGAGGUGGCCAUGACGAGACGACCAUGACGAUGACCAAGCCCGACAUCCUCGCCGACUACGAGUUAGGCACGCAGUACGGCAAGCUCAGCCUGGUAGAGUAUGUCUUCGACCAUCGGCAUGCGUUGGUCAUGUUUGAGUUCGGCACGACGGCCGCGAUUCUAAGUCUGGUCAAGCCGCAGCGCGACGAGAUUGCGCACGUCAAGUUCUCCGAUUCGAGGAGUUUUGCCGCCUCCCCAGACGCCAGGUACUUUGCACUGCUGCGCCGGGAUAGGAGUCAAGACAGAGUCAGUGUGUUCGGGCUGGAAGAGGAGGGGAACUACGACAACAAUGACAGCACCAGCACCAGCAACAAGUACAAAUACAACAAGAACAACAACCACAACAGCAGAAUCACCUACAAAUCAUUCGACGUUCCGACCCUCGACGCCCAGAACUUGACCUGGUGUCCUUCUGGAGGAAACCCUCUCCUGGCUGUCUGCGACUCGCCCGCAUACGGGGCCCGCAUCUGCUUCUUCACGGCGCAAGGCCACGCUCUGAGACAGCUGGACAUUUCCUCGGCGACGCUCGGGCCCGACCUCGACUCUCCAUUCACCAAGGGGGCUCUUCGUCUGAACAUGGAAGGCGUGGGCGUCACGUUCUGGAAGUGGUCGAAAGCGAAAGCCACAGCCACAGCAACAGCAACAGUAACAGCGAAAGCCACAAUCGACAGCCCGAUCCAGACCCGAAUCCACCAAACCAUCCAAGCCGUCGCAGAUGGGCGGAAGCGCGUGCUGGUGCGGUCGCUGCCUGCGGGAAGCAUGGUCACCCAGCCACUGGCCAGCUUCAGCCACCCGGAGCUGGUUGACGGAUCGCAUGCAUUCGUGUGGCAAGAGCAAGAGCAUGAGCAAGGGCAAGAAGGCCGACGAGUCGAUUCGACCAGGCCCGGGCCGGCAUCUAUCCGGUCUAGUAGAUCGUCGGCCCCGGAAUUCACGCGGCAUACAGGUAUUUUCGAGGUCACACAACCACAGUCGCAGUCACAGCCUGACACGGCACAGUCGAGAGCCGAUCAGGCGAGGGAUAGCCAGGUGGACAUGGUCGCCAUCAACUCUGACCAGACGGUGGUCGUCACCCGCCUUCGCUCGGCCCCUCGCACACUGUUCUUGUGGAAGCUAGCACACCCACACUCACACCUUCACACCGUCUUGAUCUUCAGCCAUGCUGUCCGCCAGACCCUAUGGCACCCUUGGCUUCCCGACGUGCUUCUGAUAGUGACGGCGCGCAAGAGCCCGCGGGUCUAUGUAUGGUGCAGGGAGACGCUUCCGCCCAUCAGCGGUCUGAUUCCGCUCGACACAAGCAAGUCGACGAACUUUUCCGGCUGUUGGCUGCCACAGUGUUUGUGUGAUGACAGUAGCAAAAGCGGGAAAAGCAAAGACGACGACAGGAGCAAAAGCGGGAAUAGCAAAGACGACGACAGCAACAUAAGCGAAAAUAAAGACGAUUACGGGAGCAGAAGCGGAAAUAGCGACGACAGGCGCAAAAGCGGAAAUAGGAAAGACGACGAGAACGACAACGACAACAACAAACCCAACCUCAAGCCAUGUCCGUUCCUAAUGUCCUCGUCCUCCUGCUUCAAUGCAGGGACCUUAGCCAGUGUGGACGGGCAGGUUGUGUUUGAGAGCAUUCUCGAUCCUCCUGAGCCAGACAGGGACACUGACAGGGAGAAGGACACUGACAUUGAGAUUUCGUCUCCCUUCGGGAACGGCGUCGGAGUCGGAUACGGAUACAGAACUGGUGACGAUGACGAUGAGGACACGACCGACAAGUUGAUUGAUACUCCUAGUCGGGGUGGUAGGGCGGGAGUGAGAGGGGGAGUGGGAGCAGGACUAGGAUUGGGACUAGGCCACAAGCAUAAGCAGGCUCUGUUCGAUGGUGAUGGUGCUGAUGGUGGUGUCCAGCCCAAUUCGCGCACCGGUCCUGACGAUCCGGAGCAUGUACAACAGGCAAGAUAUUGGAGGUGGUAA
Capronia epimyces CBS 606.96 is the source of this 2523-nucleotide messenger RNA. RefSeq lists its product as uncharacterized. Gene Ontology annotation, cellular component: MWP complex; microtubule organizing center; mitotic spindle. The transcript has 2 exons. The coding region runs from base 1 to 2523 and encodes 840 amino acids. The record is from RefSeq and is a predicted model, not a curated record. Gene Ontology annotation, biological process: microtubule anchoring at mitotic spindle pole body; protein localization to mitotic spindle pole body; mitotic sister chromatid segregation. Lineage: Eukaryota; Fungi; Ascomycota; Eurotiomycetes; Chaetothyriales; Herpotrichiellaceae.